Colletotrichum navitas is the source of this 461-nucleotide messenger RNA. RefSeq lists its product as uncharacterized. Lineage: Eukaryota; Fungi; Ascomycota; Sordariomycetes; Glomerellales; Glomerellaceae. The record is from RefSeq and is a predicted model, not a curated record. The transcript has 2 exons. The annotation marks the transcript as partial.
AUUGAGCUUUAUCGGUUUGAGUUGCGCUCAAACGGGGGUCGCCGUCUCAGCGUGGUCGGAAGUUUUCCUCGGCUGUGUUUGGGUGUUCCGGGCGGGUUUGCCGAAAGCGCCGCGCUGGGUGAGUGGCCGAAUGCUGCCAAGGACGGGACGGUCGGGCUCGGGAGGCCAGGGGUUGAUUCCGUAAGGCUAAAAUGGGCUGGCUGCCUGAAGAAGCUGGUUAUCCGUCGAGGCGUCGCAGGGCGAGGCUCGAAGCGCCGCCAAAACCGGGUCUUACGCUCGCAUCAGCUGCGCUGGCGAUUUACGCAGGCAGGACUGCCGCGCCUCAGAUAGGAUAGUGGCAAUCUAAGGGGGGAGCGCGUUUCUUUUUUUUUUCUUCCCCGCUCCCCUUACCGUCUUUCUUUGCGUAAUUUUCUGCUUAUGUUUUUCUUCUUAGGUUUUUUUUUUUUUUUUUUUUUUUUUUU